This is a messenger RNA of Astrephomene gubernaculifera, 1066 nucleotides long. NCBI's taxonomy places the organism in Eukaryota, Viridiplantae, Chlorophyta, Chlorophyceae, Chlamydomonadales, Astrephomenaceae. The record is from the annotation of a GenBank genome assembly.
GCCUCUCUUACCUGGUUAAACUGGUUAACGUUUUGCCUCAGUGCAGCGCACAAUAGGCGCGUGAUUGCUAGGGCCCGGGCAACCUUCUGCUAUUAAAUAACCACGCAAACUCGGCUUAAAGUUAUCUUAAAUUUUAAUGGAGCCAGCCUACGAUGAGUACGAGUACUUGGAACGCCAAGUAGAUGCUCAGCGUGGCGACCCUUCAUCGUCUGUGCAUCAACCGCCGCACUCCUCCCGUAGCAAGUCAACUGGUGGGACAGCAAGCGAUGAUGAUAACAACCGACGGCGGCGCUCAAGGUCACGUUCGCGGGACCGCAAAUCGCGUCGUCACUCGCGCUCGCGCUCACGGUCCCGAGACCGGAGGCGCCGGUCACGGUCGCGUUCUAGAGAUCGUUCACGAUCUUAUUCAGACCGCUAUCGGUCGUCAUACCGUUCGCCGCCCCGCAGGCGGUCUCCUACACCACCUGCUGAGCGCAUGGCUCGUGAGAAGGAGCGCGAGCUGCGGGAACUCGAGCGUGCCACUCGCACAAUCUUCGCCUAUAACCUAAGCCUGCGCGCUGAUGAGCGUGACCUUUUCGAGUUCUUCUCAAAGGUUGGUCGCGUGGUUGACAUCAAGCUCAUUACGGACAAGAACACGAAGAAGUCGCGAGGCCUGGCUUACAUCGAGUUCAGCAAAGUGGAGGAGGUCAUCUCAGCCGUUGCCCUCACCGGGAACAUCCUAAAGGGCCAGCCCGUCAUGGUGAAGGCGUCUGAGGCUGAGAAGAACAUGGCUUGGGAGGCAGCCCAGCAGCAAAAGCAGUCGGCACAGGCUGCAACACAGCAGCUCCUUAGCUCCCUAGCGUCCUUAGGCGGCGGGGCGCAAGCAGCAGCCUCCACAACAGCCGGCACCGGACCCUGCUGGCUCAACAUCAGCAACCUUCACAAAGACUUGGGGGAGCCGGAGGUCCAGCAGCUUUUCGCGCCGUUCGGCACGCUGCUUGCCGUACAAGUCGUACGGGAUUCGGCCGGCCGCAGCACCGGCACCGCACACCUGCAAUUUGCUCAAAUGGACGCUGCUGCACGAGCC